Armigeres subalbatus is the source of this 2255-nucleotide messenger RNA. It is a transcript of the gene dah, whose product is annotated as dystrobrevin alpha. The record is from RefSeq and is a predicted model, not a curated record. NCBI's taxonomy places the organism in Eukaryota, Metazoa, Arthropoda, Insecta, Diptera, Culicidae. Bases 218 to 2137 code for a protein of 639 amino acids. The transcript has 4 exons. Gene Ontology annotation, cellular component: synapse; plasma membrane. Gene Ontology annotation, molecular function: zinc ion binding. Gene Ontology annotation, biological process: synaptic signaling.
AAUCUUAACUGACACUUGUUCAAUGUUCAGCUUGUUCUUCGCGUUCUUCGAGACUCCAGAGUUCUUGAUCCAAGAUGCAAGUGCGUCCGUUUGCGAUCACUGUGCGCUGUGUUAAUUAAAAAUUAAGGCAGUUUUUUGUGUUACCCAAAACAUAGACGCCGCCGUUUGAAGACGGCAAGUGCAAUUUUAAAGCUUGUGGUGCAAACUGUUUUCGGAAAUGUACGACCAGCAGGAAGACGACCGCGGUUAUCUGGUUUACGCAAAUCGAUACAACGGCCAGCUUCAGUCAGAUAAUCCCAAUCUGACCUACGUGGUCAGCAAGAUCAAUGAAAAAUUCUCGACCUCGAAGUACAGUACCUACCGAUGUGCAUGCAAGGUGUUUGCACUUCAAAGGGCUCUUUACACGUGCUACAUCCCAUUCCAAACUGUUUGUACCAUACUGGAGCGACACCGAUUCAGUCAGAUCGACAGUGCUCCCUCGAUCAAACCCAUUCAGCUAACAGCAGUACUACAUGAUGUAUACUUUGCUGCAGAGCAGCUUGGCUGUUUUGUCGAUCUCGUACAACCGCUCGAUCGCGAAGCCUCUAUCGCCACGCUGGCAGGUUUGUUCUGGGCCGUCUAUGAUCCUAAGCGUUGCAAUCCGCUGUCGAUCCUCGAGCUCAAGCAAACCUUCUUGCUACUUUGCGAAACACAGAACUUCGAACAAGUCGUCUGGGAACAUUUUCAACUGACAAGCGACCAUAAUCUUUGCGUAUCCCGCCAUCGCUUCGAAGCUAUGCUGAUGAACCUGGCAAAAUUGCUAUCGUUUUUGGGGGAACCUGACCAUUUGAAGCCGAAACUUGUGCAGGAGAUCGUGAACGAAUGUUUCGUUAACUAUCCAGGUUUGGUGGGUCUGACCGAGUAUCAGUUCAGCUGCCUGUGGAAGUUGUCGUCCAAAUUCUCCUACUAUUCGAAUGUGUUGUGUCUGACGAAACGACUUAAGGAUUCUGAGUAUGUGGUACACAACGUGCAGUGUGCAGCUUGCCGAGAAGCAAUCCAAGGACUUCGUUUCAAAUGUCAGAAAUGUAGAAAUUUAUCUUUGUGCAUAGACUGCUUCAGCCAGGCUUACACAAGCAAGAAUCACAACGUUGGACAUAAAAUGUACGAGAUUAGUGCUAAUGAAAUAUCAACGAGCAGAAUAUCGACCAUAAUGAUGAAGCUAUGCAAUCUCUUCAGUAGAUCUCCUAGCACGCAAACUCAAUGCCAACAGCCUUCAACUUUCGAUAACAUGGAAGCCAAACUGAUUGACACCAACGCAGUUGAAUUGCAAGAAGUGGAACAACCACCAGAUGCAUGCAGUACUCUCCGUGGAACUCUUUCCCGCUCUCUGAAUUCCAACAGCUGUGCAUCGCUCCGAAAGUCAUCGAACAAAAAUAUUAGUAUUUUUAGCAAUAUCGAUUGCCAGCUGUUCACCAGCACCCAGAGCCAAGCGUUGGUAGAGAAGCUUUCGUCGGUUAUGGAGAUUCUCGAGGAAGACAGCGAAAAAUAUCGUUUAAAACUGGCAAAUUUGAAAACCAACUCCACAGUGGACAAAGAGCAAAUUGACUAUUUCGAGGCACACGGUAAAUUGGUAGCCGAACAGCUGAAAACGUUAAAAGAAGUUUGCUCGAAAGUGAGUCGCGGAUUUCCUCAAAGUUCCAGUACUCCCUAUCGAUCGACAAGUAAUGGCAGUGCAAAACGUGUGUCGUUGAUGGCGAAUAGUGCUUUGGAAAAGACGAUACAUGGUGCAGAGCUCAACAAAUCGUACGUUAAUGAUCAUCUGCAAUCUGAGUUAUCCGUCCGUGACAUUAGCUCGUGGUUCCACCUGAACAAACCCUCAGAAACCAUACUGGAGCAGAUGGAAGCCGAUGCGGCUUCGAAGACGAAUCCCAGCAGCGCCAGCAAUGGAGCUGCCAUUGAUGAGCUGACCCGCCGUAUCGACAAUCUUAAAAUAGAUACUCAAAUGGCAAACUUCAAGGAUCUCUUGCUGAAGGUUCGCGAAAUAGUUGACGAUUCGUAUAGCGAUAACACGGAGUUGGCGCGAACAACACAGCAGCUGGAGAAGGCUUUGGAUCGAAUUAUUGUCGAAGAGGAACGCAAGCGAUUGCUGAGCAUUUAAACUUGAAACUGUACAACAGAAAAGGAUUUCUUCCAAUUCAUUUUUGCAAGAGUACGUACGAAUGACAAUUUUCAUAUCAAUUUUAAGAUAUACAUUAUACAAAAGAUUAUAUUUUUUA